Patella vulgata (common limpet) is the source of this 1554-nucleotide messenger RNA. Its product is annotated as integrator complex subunit 15. The transcript has 7 exons. The coding region runs from base 284 to 1477 and encodes 397 amino acids. Lineage: Eukaryota; Metazoa; Mollusca; Gastropoda; Patellidae. The record is from RefSeq and is a predicted model, not a curated record.
GACUUUGACUUUCACUUUAUUUAUACCUUUUGCCUGGCUUUACCGAACUUUACGACUCAACGAAGUUUAUUUUUUUUAUUUAUUAACAGUCAUUUUUACUAGGCAACUUCUUCACUGGAAUCAGUAAUGCAACGUACAGUUAAUAAAAAGGAUAGGUUGCCAGGCAACGAAACAUACGCCCACAGGAGCUAAAUCGUCCGGGCAGUCAACAAGUGUUGUCGCAUAGCCAUAAAUAUUUUUACUUUUUUCGAUAUUCAUAUUGCUACAUCCCUAAGAACUGAAGAUGACACAUAAUUUGAUCAAGAAACUCCGACAUAUGGACUUUCCUGAGUGUACUAGAGAGGCUUUACAGCAUCUUACAUCGAUCUUUUCAUCAUCACAAGAUUCAGUGCCUGGUCUAAGUCAUGGUGUGGAAGCUUUAGCAGCAGAUAUUUGUCAAGAGUUUAUACUAUUCAAGAGUAAAGGAAAACCCCAAAAGACUCUACCACCAAUUGAAGAAUUACAACUCUUACAGAUGUUGUGUACAAGUUUUAAUGAAGCCUCACAGAAGAGUAAAUAUCAGAUAUUUAAUGCCAUCUUUUGUCCAAGGGGAGAUAAUUACAGCAGUUCACUUCUCACCAAACUUGUAUCAAUGGCAUUAUCUAUAAGCUGCAGUCCUGUGCUAGACUGUGCUGCAAUUUGGGCUCAGGAAAGAGGGUGCAGUACAAGACCAGUUCAGCAAUUAACAUUACGACUAGUUGAAGAUUAUUGUUUAUUAUUUGUUGAUCCAUCUAUAGUGUUCCAGAAAUUACCAUCUACAUCACCGCUAUUUGUUUGUAAUUUUAUCACAUCUGUCACCAUGCUAUAUUCAUUUCAAGAUACAAGAUCAGUGCCUCCCCUGUGUUUAUUAGAACAUGUAACAGAAUGGAUAAACACAGACUGUACAUUAUGUUGUGAAUCCGUUCGGCAAUCUCGUAUACAUAACAAUUACUCAUCUCCAAUCCCGGGAUUAACAGGAUGGUGUGUUCGUGGAAUAAUUCUUUCUAAACAUCUCUUAAAUAGUGCUAAAAAUGGUAGUGAAGAUAGUUCUAAGUCUUCUCAAGAUGUUGAACUUGAAAAAGCUACAAAACUGUUGAAUUUGUUAUCUAAAUUACAUUUGGGAUUGUUGCAGAGUUUACAGUUUUGUCAGACGAAUAUUAACAAUAUUUCCCAGUAUCUGAUCACAGUGAUGAACAUGUUAGAUAUUAUUCAUUCUUUAAUAAUAGUAUGUCGAGCUUGUUCUGUUACCCCCGAGGAAGAAAGUCUACAUACAGCUUUAGAGAGAUUUUCACAAGUCAUUCAAGUUUCUGCUGUUAGUGGUUGUCUUGGCGUGGAAACCGGAAAAUUGAAUGAAUUUCGUAAUAUUGCUUUGAACAGUUUCCCUAGAAACAGAUUAUUACACAUGGUGCUAGCUUUUUUAACGGGUGAAAAUCAGCAAAAAGUUCAAACAAGGCCUUAAUUUAUGAACUAUCCAGUUGCUAAAUGCCUCUAAAAGAUUACCUUGAUUUAUGUGUUUAAUAAAUUUUUAAAAUUAAA